UUGUUUCGGCGGAAGGUUAAAGUGCACUGCAUUCAUUUUGCUGCUGUGUUUAAGUCUCUAUGGGUGAUUUCUGUUCAGCGGUGUUUGGCUCGCUGUACUGCAUUACAGUAAUAUCCCCACAGUUUUAACAGGAGUGUAGCUGAUGUUUGCAAUCCGCAGCAAUGACCACCACCAUCGUGCAUGACACCACGGAGGCGGUGUGCCUGUCUGCCGAGCACAACCUGUACCUGAAGCCCAUUGCCAAAAUGACCAUUAGCGUGGCUCUGCCGCAGCUCAAGCUGCCGGGCAAGAGCAUCUCUAACUGGGAGGUGAUGGAGAGAGUGAAGGCCAUGGUGGCUCCGGAGCAGUUUUCAGCCCUACGGAUCUCCAAGAGCACCCUGGACUACAUCCGCUUUGAGGGGGAGGUGGAAAACAAAACCGUGGUAAAGAGCCUGUUGACCCGUCUGGAUGGAAAAACCAUAAAACUCAGCGGGUUUACUGAUGUCCUCAAGGUUCGUGCAGUAGAAAAUAAGGUGGAUUUCCCCACACGUCAUGACUGGGACUCCUUUUUUCGUGACGCCAAGGAUAUGAAUGAGACUCUGCCGGGAGAAAGGCCGGAUACCAUCCACUUGGAAGGGCUCCCAUGUCGCUGGUUCAGCCAGAGAAACAGCCAGUUCCCGGACCGGCCGUCUGAAGCGGUCCUCACUGCUGUAUUUGAGGCGUUUGGCAAGGUUCGGCAUGUCGACAUCCCCAUGCUGGAUCCGUACAGGGAGGACAUGCUGGACAAGAACUUCAGUACUUUUAGCUUCGGGGGUCACCUGAACUUUGAGGCUUAUGUUCAGUAUCAGGAAUACUGCGGUUUCACCAAGGCUAUGGACUCUCUGCGAGGCAUGAAGCUGAUGCUGAAAGGAGACGACGAAAAAGCUGUGGCCUGCAACAUUAAGGUUAUAUUUGAUACCAGCAAGCACCUGAGCGACGCAUCCAUCAAGAGAAGAAACCAGGAGAGACUGAAGCUGCAGGAGCUGGAGAGACAGAGGGAGGAGCAGAAAAGAAGGGAGAAAGAAGAGGAGGAGCGGCGGAAGGAGGAAGAGAGGAAACAGAGGGAAAUGGAAGAGGAGGAGAAGGAGAGGAAGAAGGAGGAGAGGAUCCGAAAGCGAGAGCAGAAGCUGCGGGAGAAGGAGGAGCGGAGGAAUCUGAAGAAGGUGAAGAGGCAGCAGGAGCAGGAGCAGAAGAAGCUGCAGGUGAAGAUCGCCUUGGAGGAGAGAAGGCUGCUGCUGGCUCAGCGAAACCUGGAAUCAAUACGUCUCAUUGCUGAGCUGCUCGCCCGAGCCAAGAUCCUGAAGCAGCAGCAGCAGGAGAAGGAGAUGGCUGAACGCAAAGAGCAGGAGAAGCUGGAGCAAGCGCGUCAGAAGGAGGAGCUGGCCCAUCUCCAGCAGCUGGAGGCCUGUCGGCUAAGGCAGGAGCAGGAGCUGCGGCGGGUGGAGGUGGAGAAGCAGCGGGCACUGGAGCUCCAGCGGAAGGAGAAUGAGCUGAGGGAGAGGCUGCUUUGCAACCUCAUCAAGAAAAGCACAGCGGCUGCAGAUCCGCAUGACCUGUCCGCCCCCCCGACAAAAGAAGCGGCUCCCGAAUUUAGCGAUGUGAUGCUCGGGGUCCUGGGUCGGGUUAAUGGGGUGAAGACAGAUGAAGGCAAAGAAAAACAACUGUGUAGAUCUGUGCAAUCUGAACUUCUGGAGAAAAACCAAUCAAAGGAGAGACGAGGAAGGAAUGAAAAGAAGGAAGAGUUUGUUCGAUGCGUGCAAAGCGGGGAACAAGGCUGCGAAAGGAGCUCGCACAGUCGAGGGGGAAGGAGGCAUUCCCAAAGUUCCAGUAGGAAGAGGCGGAGCUCUAGCCGGCAAAGGAGGAGUCACAGGACACGCGACGGCCAUCACCGGGGAAGGAGGCGUAGUAGCAGCAGGAGCUCCAGCAGGGGGAGGAGCCUAAGCAGCAGUGGGAGGAGCCACGACAGGGGUAGGAGCCAAGGGCGUAGUCACCGCAGGUACAGCAGACGAAGUAGUAAGGACUACAGGAGUCACAGUCACCACAGCCGGCGAUACCGAAGGCACAGCGACAGCAGGGGGCGGAGCCACUCCAGGGGAUACUGAACGCAGUGGAGCAGCUUCACUCACGUCUCCUGUUUCUCUGCACGAUCCUGAAGUUUAGCAAGCUUCAGAGGGAACGCAAGAGCUUAAAAUAUGUAUAG
Gambusia affinis (western mosquitofish) is the source of this 2218-nucleotide messenger RNA. It is a transcript of the gene akap17a, whose product is annotated as A kinase (PRKA) anchor protein 17A. Bases 162 to 2120 code for a protein of 652 amino acids. The transcript has 7 exons. NCBI's taxonomy places the organism in Eukaryota, Metazoa, Chordata, Actinopteri, Cyprinodontiformes, Poeciliidae. The record is from RefSeq and is a predicted model, not a curated record.